CCGGAGGGGCGGGGGCGGUGUCGCGGGAGCGCGAGAGCCCGGGCGGCAGGAGCGGCAGCCUCUCGGGCAGUGGGGGUGGUCCCCGGUACGCCGUCUCCGUCAGUCAGCGCUUUGCCUUCUCCUUCUCCACGGUCCCCCUGGGGACAGCUUCAGGCAAGCCUCCCCUUGUCCCCCUCCCCACCAUUUUCUUCUUCCUCGCUCGCUCGCGUGUGAGGUAAACUCGGCGUGUGGUGCCUACGCCGCUUUGCGUUUCAGGUGAGGGAGGGGGGGAACGGAGAAAGAGAACGAGGAGGCACUCACUCCCCCUCCCUCCGCAGCGCCUCGUCGGCGGCCCCGGGCGCGAAACCCCGCCGCUCCUUUGCAUCUCUUUUCCUGCGAAGUAAAACAGCCCCCUUCCCAAAAUGGGCUGUACGCUGAGCGCCGAGGACAAGGCGGCGGUGGAGAGGAGCAAAAUGAUCGAUCGGAAUUUGCGAGAGGAUGGAGAGAAGGCAGCCAGGGAGGUCAAGCUGCUCCUCUUAGGAGCUGGUGAAUCAGGGAAAAGCACAAUUGUCAAACAAAUGAAGAUUAUCCAUGAAGCUGGUUAUUCAGAAGAAGAAUGUAAACAGUACAAAGCUGUUGUCUACAGUAACACCAUUCAGUCCAUUAUUGCUAUCAUUAGAGCAAUGGGGAGGUUGAAGAUAGACUUUGGUGAUCCAACCAGGGCUGAUGAUGCUCGUCAACUCUUUGUGUUGGCUGGAGCAGCAGAAGAAGGAUUUAUGACUGCAGAGCUUGCUGGAGUUAUCAAGAGACUGUGGAAAGAUAGUGGAGUUCAAGCUUGUUUCAACAGAUCUAGAGAAUACCAGCUUAAUGACUCUGCUGCCUAUUACUUGAAUGACUUGGACAGGAUAGCACAAACAAGCUACAUUCCAACUCAACAAGACGUUCUCAGGACUAGAGUGAAAACUACAGGAAUAGUGGAAACUCACUUCACUUUCAAAGAUCUUCACUUUAAAAUGUUUGAUGUUGGAGGCCAAAGAUCAGAGCGGAAGAAGUGGAUUCACUGCUUUGAGGGUGUUACAGCAAUUAUUUUUUGUGUGGCAUUAAGUGAUUAUGACUUGGUCUUGGCUGAAGAUGAGGAAAUGAAUCGGAUGCAUGAAAGCAUGAAAUUAUUUGACAGUAUCUGCAACAAUAAAUGGUUCACAGACACUUCUAUUAUUCUCUUCCUGAACAAGAAAGAUCUUUUUGAAGAAAAAAUCAAAAGGAGUCCUCUCACUAUAUGCUACCCUGAAUAUGCAGGAUCAAACACUUACGAAGAAGCAGCUGCUUACAUUCAAUGUCAGUUUGAAGAUCUGAACAAGAGAAAAGACACAAAGGAAAUCUACACUCACUUCACAUGUGCCACAGACACAAAAAAUGUGCAGUUUGUUUUCGAUGCUGUAACUGAUGUCAUUAUUAAAAAUAACCUUAAAGACUGUGGCCUCUUCUGAGAACAGACAAAAAGUUGCUAAAUGGUAAAUUACAUGCCUGAAAACAGGACUUAGGCAUUUGGAAUAUGCCCCUGCUGUGUUAAAACCUGCAUAGGUAUACUUAAUUCUCUUUUAUUUUAUUUCUAGGUUUGGAGAACGACUUCGCACAAUUCUAAUCUGAUUCUUUUCAAGGUGAAAGAAAUAUGAAAUACAUUGUGCUGAAUGAUAGUACUGUACUUGCCUGUUUUAACAGCUUUAUUUAUGUUUGUCUUGUAAAUUUAAGUAAUUAGUUAACACUGAGAUGUCAGUUGAUUGUAUGUAAACUUAUAAUUGUAGUAAUGUAUUUGUAUAAACGUUGAACGGAAUAUUUUAGUAACUUGAUGUCCUCUAAAAUUUCCAUGUUUUAUGAAGAUACUCCUAGAGGAGACAGACACUUUUUGCCUCUGGAUUGUUUAAACAUCUUGUAAAAUUAAAUUUUCUUUUCAUCUUAA
This is a messenger RNA of Colius striatus (speckled mousebird), 1936 nucleotides long. RefSeq names its product G protein subunit alpha i1 (gene GNAI1). Gene Ontology annotation, biological process: adenylate cyclase-modulating G protein-coupled receptor signaling pathway. The transcript has 8 exons. NCBI's taxonomy places the organism in Eukaryota, Metazoa, Chordata, Aves, Coliiformes, Coliidae. The record is from RefSeq and is a predicted model, not a curated record. The coding region runs from base 402 to 1466 and encodes 354 amino acids. Gene Ontology annotation, molecular function: GTPase activity; G-protein beta/gamma-subunit complex binding; G protein-coupled serotonin receptor binding. Gene Ontology annotation, cellular component: heterotrimeric G-protein complex.